GCGAGGGGUUUGACGGGAUGGGGGUCAGAGCCAACAUGGAGACCUCAGUGAGAUGGGGGUGAAACUGCUGUUGCCGAUUACUCCUGUUCUCCCGUCGCAUCAUGUUGUUGCAUUUAUUUCGGGUCGGGAUUAGGAGCGGUCCUGUCGCAGGCAGGCCGCUACUCCUCCUCCGCUUCCAGACAUUCUCAGCCGUCAGGCACUCUGAUGGCCAGCACAGCUCCUACCUCCUCAGGGCCGUGGCCCAGCUGCGGUGCCAGCUCCGGGCCCGCCUCCCUCGAGCGCCCCCAGCUCCUGGCCGAAGCCUCUCUGCCUGGCGCUGGGUGGGGGGAGCCCUCCUGAGCCCCGUGGUGCUGAGCAAAUGCCCCCGCCUCUGCCUUGUGGCACUGUGUGAGGCAGAAGAGGCCCCUCCUGCCCGCUCCAAACCCUGUGUCGUGGAGUCCCGCUUCAACUGGAAGCUCUUCUGGCAGUUUCUGCAUCCUCACCUGCUGGUCCUGGGGGCCGCUGUCGUGCUGGCACUGGGUGCGGCACUGGUGAAUGUGCAGAUCCCCCUGCUCCUGGGCCAGCUGGUGGAGAUUGUGGCCAAGUACACACGGGAGCACGUGGGCAGCUUCAUGAAUGAGUCCCGGAAUCUCAGCACCAAACUGCUCCUCCUCUACGGCCUCCAGGGACUGCUGACCUUCGGGUACCUGGUACUGCUGUCCCGCGUCGGGGAGCGCAUGGCCCUGGACAUACGCAGGGCCCUCUUCAGCAACCUGCUCCGACAAGACAUUGCUUUCUUUGAUGCUAAAAAGACUGGGCAGCUGGUGAACCGAUUGACAACUGACGUGCAGGAGUUUAAAUCAUCCUUCAAACUUGUCAUCUCUCAGGGGCUGCGAAGCUGCACCCAGGUGGCUGGUUGCCUGGUGUCCCUGUCCAUGCUGUCCACACGCCUCACGCUGCUGCUGGCAGUGGCCACGCCCGCCCUGAUGGCAGUGGGCACCCUGAUGGGCUCGGCGCUGCGAAAAUUGUCUCGCCAGUGUCAGGAGCAGGUUGCCAGGGCGACAGGGGUAGCGGAUGAGGCGCUAGGCAACGUUCGGACCGUGCGAGCCUUCGCCAUGGAACAGCGGGAAGAAGAACGCUACGGAGCAGAGCUGGAGGGGUCUCGCUGCAAGGCAGAGGAGCUGGGGAGAGGCAUCGCCUUGUUCCAGGGGCUCUCCAACAUCGCCUUCAACUGCAUGGUUCUGGGCACCCUAUUUGUUGGGGGCUCCCUUGUGGCUGGACAGCAGCUGACAGGAGGGGACCUCAUGUCCUUCCUGGUGGCCUCCCAGACAGUGCAGAGGUCCAUGGCCAACCUCUCUGUCUUGUUUGGUCAGGUGGUGCGGGGCCUCAGUGCAGGUGCCCGGGUCUUCGAGUACAUGACACUGAGCCCCUGCAUCCCCCUGUCUGGGGGCAGCUGCAUCCCCAGGGAGCACCUGCGUGGGUCCAUCACAUUUCACAACGUCAGCUUCAGUUACCCCUGCCGCCCUGGCUUCCAGGUGCUCAGAGACUUUACCCUCACGCUACCCCCUGGCAAGAUCGUGGCCCUCGUGGGCCAGUCCGGUGGAGGAAAGACCACCGUGGCUUCCCUGCUCGAGCGCUUCUACGACCCCACAGCAGGCAUGGUGACGCUGGACGGGUGGGACCUGCGCACCCUCGACCCCUCCUGGCUCCGGGGCCAGGUCAUCGGUUUCAUCAGCCAGGAACCAGUCCUGUUUGGAACCACAAUCAUGGAGAACAUCCGUUUCGGGAAGCUGGGUGCCUCCGAUGAAGAGGUUUACGCGGCUGCGCGGGAAGCCAACGCUCACGAGUUCAUCACCAGCUUCCCGGAGGGGUACCACACCGUCGUCGGUGAGCGGGGUGCCACCCUGUCUGGCGGCCAGAAGCAGCGCCUGGCCAUCGCCCGCGCCCUCAUCAAGCAGCCGGCGGUGCUGAUCCUGGACGAGGCGACGAGCGCCCUGGACUCGGAGUCUGAGCGGGUGGUGCAGGAGGCCCUGGACCGCGCCAGCACCGGCCGCACCGUGCUGGUCAUCGCCCACCGGCUCAGCACCGUCCGCGGGGCCCACCACAUCGUCGUCAUGGCCCACGGCCGGGUCUGUGAGGCCGGGACCCAUGAAGAGCUCCUGAGGAAAGGUGGGCUGUAUGCCGAGCUCAUCCGCAGACAGGCCGUGGAUGGCCCACCUCCUGGGGCCCCCGGACGCCCCAGGAACCACCACCCCAAUUCCUGAGAGCAGCCCCCUGCAGUCUGGUCACUGCUGAGCGUCAAAGCCUGGGGCCAGGGACUGAGUCCCCAGCAGGGCCAGCGUGCUGGGCUGUGGCUGUCCUCCCAAUAAAACCCCAGCCAAGCGCUGGGCUCGGAGGAGGUCGGGAUUGCUCCCAUCUACUCCCUCUCCUGCCGCCAGGCUGCCACCCUCCUGCCAGAGCCACUGAGUCAUUGGUCUGCACAAGGGAAGAGGCACAGUCCCCAGGUCCUUGCUCUGUUCCCUCCCUCUGCCCAGACCUCCCCCAGCCCCUCUCGGAAACUGCGGAGUCUCUCCUCUACCUGACAGCCUAAAGGCACCCAGGCCCCAGCUCCGGAGAGCACACCCAGGGUCAGGGAGUGGUAGGAAAUUCUCACCGGGGUUCUUCCCCACACCCGUGCCAGGACCUCACUUUCCCAGGCUGGCUCCUGACACCCCUCUUUCCCCACCGUCUCUCGUGGCCCUGGGAGAAGGAGCUCACCCCUUGGGCCAACCCCUUGAACCCACAGUCCCCAUCCUCAGAACAAUUUCUCUUCCUUCACACGGUCCUUAUUUCUAGAGUUCGCCCUCCCGUCAUCCCAAUGGGACAGAUGCCUAAUAGGCCGCAGCCCCCGGGAGGAGGAAGGGGCCGCAAGUGCUCUGUGGUCCAGCCUGGCGGUCUCACCACUGCCCCGCCUCCCCAACCCCGAGUCUGUCACGUGGCCAGUUUGUGGGCAGCCCCCUUCAUUGUGAAGACACCAGCUUGGAAGGGGACAGAGAAGGCAUUUGGGACACAGCCCAAACUCCAGCCGCGGGGCACAUAGUGCCAACAGUCACCAAGGUCAC
Molecule: messenger RNA, 3080 nt
Organism: Rhinolophus ferrumequinum (greater horseshoe bat)
Lineage: Eukaryota; Metazoa; Chordata; Mammalia; Chiroptera; Rhinolophidae
Gene: ABCB8
Product: ATP binding cassette subfamily B member 8
Exons: 16
Coding region: 102-2243 (713 amino acids)
Biological process (GO): transmembrane transport
Cellular component (GO): membrane
Molecular function (GO): ATP binding; ATP hydrolysis activity; ABC-type transporter activity
Source: RefSeq, a predicted model, not a curated record